AUGCCUCUACGAAGAGCAGUCAGAGUUCGUCCAGCUAUGAAGAGUAUUAAGGAACAAGAAUUACUAAGUGCCCAAGAAGUGCAAACCCAAGAAGAGAUAAAAUAUGCUGAUUUUCGUGAAGCUAUCCUGAUGUUAAGUCAAGUUGCGACCUAUCAUGUCGGGAAGGGAGAUAAUCGGCACGAAGUGGUUGAUACUUCAACAAUCCGUGAACUCUUAAGGAUGAACCCACCAAACUUCACAGGUUCAAGUGGCACUGAGAAUCCGGAGAACUUCAUUGAGCAACUUAAAAGGAUGGUUGCUGACAUGAGGAGCAGGAUGAGUUUAUAUGUUGCUGGGUUGUCUCGUCAGUCAAGCAAGGAAGGUAAGACAACUAUGCUAAUAGGGGAUAUUGAUCUAGUAAGAUUUAUGAUCCAUUUACAACAAGUUGUUGAGGAUAAGCUGAAGGAUAGAGAAGAGUUUAAGGAUAAGAGGGUUAAGAUAAUAGGGGACGAUGUGCCUGCACUUGAGAACAAAGAUGGGUGCAAUAGAAAUUCCUAUAAUUUCAGGGCUAGACUCGCCUAUCCUCAAGGCAGUAUGGUACCAAGGGGUAGUAAGCCUCCUGCUUGCGCCAAGUGUGGUAGGAACCACUCAGGUAUUUGUCAUGAGGGCUCUAUUGGUUGUUUCAGGUGUGGUCAGAGUGGACAUUUCAUGCGAGAGUAUCCUAAGAAUAGGCAAGGUAGUCGAAAUCUGAGCAGUAGGGCCCAAGCUUCAUCAGUUGCUCCCCCAGAUAGGAUGGUACCUAGAGGAGUUAUUUCUAGUAUGGGCGGAGGAGCAAACCGCCUCUAUGCAAUCAACAGUCGCCAAGAGCAAGAGGAUUCGCCAGAUGUUGUCACUGGUAUGAUUCGAGUCUUUGACUUUGCUGUUUUUGCUUUGCUAGACUCAAGAGCGAGUUUAUCUUUUGUAAUUCCUUAUGUUGCUAUGAACUUUGAUGUUAUACCUGAGCAACCUAGUAAGCCAGUCAUAGAGUGGAGUAGUAGUUCAGCAGUGCUUAGAGGUCGUUUCUUUUCGUACCUUGAGGCGAGAAAGCUCUAUAUGGGAGGGGAUGUAGAUCACUUGUUGGGAUGGUUUGAAGCUAGUGAUGCAGGGCUAAUAGGACUAGAGUUAGUUCAUCAAGCUAUAGAGAAGGCGAAAGUGAUUUAA
This is a messenger RNA of Solanum stenotomum, 1179 nucleotides long. RefSeq lists its product as uncharacterized. Gene Ontology annotation, molecular function: zinc ion binding; nucleic acid binding. Lineage: Eukaryota; Viridiplantae; Streptophyta; Magnoliopsida; Solanales; Solanaceae. The coding region runs from base 1 to 1179 and encodes 392 amino acids. The record is from RefSeq and is a predicted model, not a curated record. The transcript has 4 exons.